CUUGUUGCUUUCAUCUGUUUUGCAUUCAGCUAGAGCGGGGAGAUCGACAGCUAUCGUCAUAUUUUGUUGCCUUAUGCUAUGGUCCCACCAUUGGUCGAAUGUGGCGAAGCCAAGAUUGUUCCUUGCGGAGAUUAGUCGCCAGAUGUAUCUCUCGACGGUGGGCCGUUGGCUGAAAGGGCGGCGUUGUCACCCCUCUUCACGCCCUGCCACUCUUCAGGGAGAAGGACCAAUUUUCUUUCCUUUUCAAACAUACUGAUCCUCUUCAUCCCAACUGUCCUUUUACGGCCUCCAGCUCCCCCUGCGACCUUCUAUCGUCCAAAAAGAACAGACCACCAACAACAGGGCACACGACAGGGCGGGCAUAAAUGCGCUUCCCAACAAGCUGGGCAACGCUAUUCCUUGUCGCCGGCUCCGUGCGUGUUGCCGCCGACCCCUGGAGCCGGCCUGUCGACGAGGCGGUCGCUAAGCAAUCCUAUCCAGGCUAUAAGUCAGGUUAUCGUCUAUCUUACAAAACAAAAGAGCGCGUUACAAACAUGUGGCAUCGCAUCGAAAAGGUCCGCCCAGUGCAGGUUGCAGCCCGCAAAGAGGUCAUACGAGCCCCCGAGAACGUCGACCUAGGCCCAGACAUCAAGGACCGCCUCUGGCGUAGCGAUGUGAUUGCGACUCCAACGAUCACCUACCUCAAAUUUCCGGUGGGCUUUGUCUAUGGCACUGCUUCUGCCGCGGCCCAGGUCGAAGGCGCGGUCAAAGCGGACAACCGCGGGCCAAGCGUGUGGGACUCUUUUGCCCACCUGGUUCCUGGCGGUAUGAGGAACAACGACACCUUUGACGUAGCCACCAAUUUCAGGUAUCUCUAUCCCCUCGAUCUGGCCCGUGUCCGGGCUAUGGGCGUGAAGGCGUACAGCUUUAGCGUGUCGUGGUCUCGCGUAAUGCCCCUUGGCCGAGGCGACGUCAGUCCAGAAGGGCUGCAGUUCUACGAAGACCUCGUCGAGGAAAUCAAACGCCACGGCAUGGAGCCCGUGGCCACUCUGUUCCACUGGGAUGUGCCACUGGCACUCCAAGAAGACUACGGUAGCUUCUUGAAUGAGCAGAUUGCCCAGGACUUUGUCGACUACGCCUCCCUCAUGUUCACUCGACUAAAUCAGAAGGGCGUCAAGCUCUUCUUCACGUUCAAUGAACCUCAGGUCUUCUGCAAUCAGCGAUUUGGGCUGUCUAUUCAACACAUCCAUGGCUGGAGCGAGAUACCGAAGAAUGUCAGCUACCUUUGUUCCGGCAAUCUUCUCAAGGCACACGGUCGGGCACACGAGCUGUUCCAACAGCUACGUCAGAACAAGACGAUUGCAGGGGACUGCAAGGUGUCGUACAAGAAUAGCGGCUCGUACAAUGUCCCCUAUCGGAACCACAAUGAAGAUGACGUCGACUCCGUGCAACGUAACAUCGACUUUGGUCUGGGACUCUUUUCAGAGCCUAUCCACAAUUCGGGAAACUAUCCGAAGGUCGUCCGAGAGGAAGUCCCCAAAGAAUGGCUGCCAGAGUUGACAAAGGAAGAUCAAAGGAGGCUAAAGGGAUCGGCCAACUUCUUUGCGACAGAUUACUACGGAUCGACGGUGAGCCGAUCGACCGAGCUGGACGGUGGGUACAAAGCAUGCGUCCGUAAUCACACCCACCCGGCAUGGCCCGUAUGCACAGACACCGCUACCGUCCUGGAGUCUGGCUGGCCCUUGGGUGAGAGCUCUGACUCAACAACCGAGACGUGGUUGUACAGCACUGCUGGCGUCUUGCGCCACCAUCUCAAGCAGAUCAAAAAGCACUUUGACGUCAAAGAAGGCAUCUACCUCAGCGAAUUUGGCUGGGCUGAGAAGGGUGAAGCCGCCAAAAAAGAUCUCGGAGACAUCAUGCUGGAUGACGGCCGACAACGCUACUACACUCAGUACCUGGGAGAGGCACUCAAAGCCAUUGAGUAUGGCGGCAUUCCCCUGCUUGGCGCCUUUUGUUGGAGCGCCACAAGCAACGUCGAGUGGGAGGUAGGCCUCGAGAGCAGAUUUGGUCUCCAGUCGGUCAAUUACUCGGAUCCAGAACUGCCGAGGACCUUUCUCGGUUCCUUCUUUGUAGUUCGAGAUUUUUUCAAGAAGCAUCUCCACCACUAGAUAUACUACGAAGCUUUGCAUGUCGGUACUAGAUCAUCGAAAUG
Molecule: messenger RNA, 2191 nt
Organism: Acaromyces ingoldii
Lineage: Eukaryota; Fungi; Basidiomycota; Exobasidiomycetes; Exobasidiales; Cryptobasidiaceae
Product: glycoside hydrolase
Exons: 2
Coding region: 366-2147 (593 amino acids)
Biological process (GO): carbohydrate metabolic process
Molecular function (GO): beta-glucosidase activity
Source: RefSeq, a predicted model, not a curated record